AUGGAGGCGCUCUCGCGAGGCUUUUGUGCGGCGGCGCUGGUGCAGUCGCUGGCACCGAAAGAGGUGGAGGGGUGGCACCGGCAGUGGCCGCAGCCCACCCUUCAAGUGGUGGACAUACAGCGCUACCCGCGCGUCCCAACGGUGUCCUGUGGGCCCUCGCGCUUUUACAUGGCCGUAUCGGACUCGGAGUCGCUUGCGUGGCUUGUGGUUCCACCGUGCACCGCCUUGGAGGACUCUGUCGCCGCGUUCGAGAUAGAGGUGGGCUGCUGUGUUACGUUGCUAUCCCACGCAUUGGUGACAGCAGCGAACGGUUUGAACGUGGUUGUCCCACUUCAGGUGAAGUACUCGAACAACACGCUUCGCCUCCUUGGACAGCCUAGCUGCGCCGAGGCGCUCUUUCCACUUUCGGCGCAGUCGCUCCUGCAGCGCCACGACGCAGACGACGGUACCCCCUGCGCGGCUGCGGCGUUGCAGCGACCAUUGCACGCGAUUGCGCUACGCGAUUUCACGGACGCCCCUCAGCGAGCGCUGGGCAACUGGUGCGUCACCGCGCGGGUAGUGUGGAAGGGUCGCGAGUACCCUUUAAAUUCGCAUGCCAGCUGCCUUGGCGGCAGCAGCGACCCUCGGCGCAGCGUCUCUGCAGGCAGUCCCCGCUUUGUCUUUCGGUGUCUCCUUGCAGACGAGCACGGCGAUGCCGUCGUGGCAGCAUUCUAUGGCGGCGAGGCUCUGGUGGAGCGCGUGCGGUUGCACGGCUGCUACCGACUCGCGCAAGGGAUGGUGAAAUGGGGCACAGGCGAGAGCGGCGCCCCGAGCGAGCUGCAGUUUGUGGAAAAAUCGAUCGAGGAGGAGCUGGCAUCGGGCGCAACUCAGCAAAUGUUUCCCUUUCACGCGUCCGCGCUUGUUGGCGAGGUGGCUCAGCAGCUGCGCGAUGUGGUCGCGGUGAUCGAGACCGCUCAGGUGGGUGGGUACGUCUCGGUGGUGGGCACAGUGGUCGCCGUGCAGGGCAACACGCAGGUUACCACGAAACGCGGUCGUGUGUGGCGGUCCGUGGUCACCCUGGCCAACGGCGCCGACGACAGCGCCGCAACGGGCCGCUGCAGCGGCCCGUUCGCGGAGGUGACACUGUGGGGUGAGGUUGCAGAGACGGUGGAGCCGGUACUGGGCGAGCGCUGGGUUUUUCAUCCCUGUGCAGUCCACCUCUUUCAGCAGCGCAAGACGCUGUCGAGUCUGGCGUCGACGAUGGCGGUGAAGCUUGUGCCACACCCGUGCAGCGCCAAGCACGCACCGCGCGCGACAGCGUCACCAGGAUGGGAAUCCGGCGGAGGAGUCGCAGACGCCGUACCGAACGCCGCCAGUGCCGGCAAGCCUGUAGGCAGUCCGCAAGUCGUCAAAAAGGAUAUGCAACUGGUGCUCGACCUUCAGGAAGCCUCCCCUACACUGCCGGUGCUGGCGCGUGUGCAAGGGGUUUUGCGUCCGUUUCUCGACUGGAUGUGCACUGAGUGCAGCCGAACUCAGCAGAGCGUCGUCACGGCGGGCAGUAUCGCAACUGGAAAGCCGACUGCCUGUGCGCACUGCAGUACGGCGCAGCUCUGCCCUACCCUACGCUUGCGCGUGUGGCUCAGCGACGGCUUCUGCACCGGCCUGGCGGCCUUUCAUGGCUGUGCUGCCGAGUCUCUCCUGGAAGCGUCGCCUGCAGAGGUGGCGCGGUAUGUCGAGCGACAAUCAACCUUCGUAGAUGAGAUGUUUGAUCGUCUUGUGGGUUUGCCAGUCUUGGUGUGGCUGCUGCCGUGCGGUGGUGCCGAUGCACUCGAUGCCGCACAGUUUAUCGUCGCCAACUGCAAACGCAUUCAUUAUGUGUCCGGCGCCCAUACGCUGCUGUCUGCCAUCGACACCUUUGCCAGCCUCGACGAAGGUGUGAGCUGCGGGCGCGCUGAUGUCUCGGCUCAGACGCUGCCUGCGACAGGGGACACGGCGUAA
Leishmania major strain Friedlin is the source of this 1977-nucleotide messenger RNA. RefSeq lists its product as hypothetical. NCBI's taxonomy places the organism in Eukaryota, Euglenozoa, Kinetoplastea, Trypanosomatida, Trypanosomatidae. The record is from RefSeq and is a predicted model, not a curated record. The transcript has a single exon. Bases 1 to 1977 code for a protein of 658 amino acids.